AUGCAGUGGUAUUACAAACUGUUGGCCCGCCGUCCCCAUCUGGUGUUAGUGGCCGUAGGCAUUUUCUCCAUUGCCUGCAUCGUCGUGGCGUUGUGCACACGGAAGCUACCCGAUUUCGAUGAUCCGACUCUGGGAUUCGAAGCUCGUGGCACUUCGAUCGGUAAACGGUGGACGGCUUGGCGGAAUCUGCUCGAGGAAACCAGCGUGUCGGGGCGUUUGGUGGCCAACCCGAAAGAGCUCACACUCGGCACGGACAACCUUCUGCAUCGGUCGUCGAACGGCGAGGGCACUGGCGUUGGGAUAAAGAUACCCAAGCGGAAGCAGAAGAAAGCUAAGAAAAAAACAUCGAACGCCGGUAAUGGCGAGGAAGCCAAAAAACACUCCAAGCAGAGUAAUAAUCUACGGAUUUUGAAAGAACUGUAUCACAAUCAAACUGCAACGAAUGGAGAGAUUAUCAGCUUUGAGGAGUACGACAACGAAACGGCUCCGCGCCGCGGUGGACGACAAGAGGUGUGGGAGUACGGUACGAACCAAUCCUUCUACACCGAGGAAGUGGGCAACAAAACGAUGGAGAAAAAACGAGCCAAAUGGGAUACCCUGCGGAAGCUGAAACCACCCCCGGAACAGAUAGAGAUGCACAUUCCGUCCGAUGGGUUCUUCUGCGAAUCGCCAAAUAAGGAGUACGCCCACCUGGUGGUUCAACGAGUGAAUCACAACCUAAACGAGUCCUUGUUUGAGUUGAACGCCUUCCUCGCGCUGUGCGAGCUCGAGCAAACGAUUUUCAAAGUGGAUCACUACGGCGAUAUCUGCCAGCAUGAGCUCACAUCCGACGACUGCUGCCGCCCGUGGUCCAUUGUCAACUACGCGACUUUUCUCUCGAAUAAAUCGUCCUGCUUUGAGCUGAACGAGGAGGACGUGGCGAUGGUGAAGACGCUGCUGUUCGAUUGUUUCCAGUACUACCACAAUAUGAAGCUGAGCAACGACUGCAUGCGGUCGAGCUGCAUCGCACCGAGUGAGUGCAAGCAGCACAACGCAGUGUACAACAUUCUGCACUAUCUGGCGAACGUCGAUUUUAUCAGACAAAAUGAGUCGGCUGAAUUUUUGAACGCCACUAUGAUCUUUCUUCCCAUUGCCCGAAGUAUUAAAACGAUGGAGUUUUAUCACAGUUUAAGCCAAACUAAUCUUGCCAACGACCUCGUAUCGGUUGUCGCCAUGGACAUGGGAUUGAAAAAUGCGCUCUUCGAUGAGUGUCUGCUUCGGGAUGGUUGGCUGAUCGGUAUGGGAGGCCUGUUCGUCGUCAUUUGCAUGUGGCUGUACACGGGCUCAUUGUUUGUCACACUUAUGACCGUGCUGGCGGUGAUAUUUUCUCUAGGCAUCGCGUACUUCAUUUAUUCCUUCAUAUUCGAGCUUACGUUUUUUCCCUUCAUGAACCUGCUCGCCGUCAUUGUGGUCGUAGGUAUUGGAGCAGACGAUGCGUUCAUCUUCCUGAAAAUAUGGCAGUGCACGAUCGCCGACCGUAUGAAGUGUGGUGGAGGUAUCGUCGUGCCGAUUGCACCGUCAACAUCGUCAUGCAAUUCGGAGGGCAGUGGAACGGUGCCGGGCCGUCGGACGUCCGACACGUUGGUGGAGAUCAUGGGCUGUACACUCCGACACGCGGCUCUAUCGAUGUUAGUUACCUCCUUGACGACAGCGGCCGCAUUCUACGCGUCCUAUGUUAGCUCCAUUACGGCAGUGCGUUGUUUUGGCAUUUUCUCCGGCACAGCAGUAAUGGCGAACUAUUUCCUCAUGGUAACGUGGCUCCCGGCAGCCGUCUCAAUUGCGGAACGAAUAUCCUGCCUCAUGCUGCUCAAACCGUUCGCCCGCGUAACCCACCGCUGCACUAUACCUUUUAUUGCCAUGGCUCAGUUUAGCCGCCGCAUCGAAGAUGCUGUCAUAGAGCUUAUCAUCAACUUGCCGUGGCUGUGGAUCACCUCACUGGGUACGGUCGGUAUUCUCAGCGGUGUUCUAGUGCUACACUGGCCAAAGUUGCGGCUGCCAGAUUCACCGGACUUUAAGCUUUUCAUAAGCAACCAUCCGUUCGAGCGGUACGACAGCGAGUAUAAGGACAUGUUUUGGUUCGAGAAAAUGUACACGACUACGGAGAGCUUCAAAAUUCCGCUCCGCUUCGUGUGGGGUGUGCUGCCCGUCGAUCGUGGUAAUUUCCUCGAUCCGGAGCAGCGAGGUGAGCUGUACUUCGACGAAACGUUCAACAUGAGCGCCCCCGAGUCACAGCAAUGGUUGCUGCAGUUUUGCCGACGAAUCAAGAACCAAACGUUCUACCAAACCAGCUACGGGUUGCUGCUGCCAAAUUGUUUCAUCGAAAACUUCAUCAGCUGGAUGGCGCGACGGUGCAACGAUUCCAUGGGCGAGAUCGACCGAACACCGUGCUGCGAAGUGUCACCGUUUCCUUUCGCACCGGACAUUUUCGAUCAGUGCCUACCGGAGUCGAUAUCGUCGCUGUACGAAACGCCGCGGGAGUUUUUCAUACCCGGCGUAGCCGGUCCGAAGUUUGCCCGCAGUUCGUUUGUAGUAGAUCGACAGCAGCAGAUAUCGGUGGCAGCAGCAGCAUUAACCGACAGCGUUGAUCCGCCGGUACCUAAAACCAAGGUGGUGAAGGCGGUUGUGAUCGAGUAUGAGAGCACGCAGAUUUUUACCAUGUCCUACCCGGAGAUCGAAUCGUUCGUGCGCACGGUCGAAAGCUGGCUGGCCGAACAGCUGCACGAUGCGCCACCCUCGAUGGCGAACGCUUGGUUUAUCAGUGAGCUGGAGUUUUUCGACCUGCAGGACACGCUGUCCACCGGCACAAUGGUAGCCAUCGCGAUGGCCAUGGCCGUGGCCCUGUUGGUACUGAUGCUUGUGACGCUGAACGUGCUAAUCAGCCUGUACGCGAUCGUGACCGUUACACUCACCAUACUCACAACGGUGGCGGUGCUGGUGCUGCUCGGAUGGAAGCUGAACGUGCUGGAAAGCGUUGCAGUCAGCACGGCGAUUGGAUUGGCGGUAGACUUCAGUCUCCAUUACGGUGUGCAUUAUCGACUCUCGACGGAACCGGACCGCCGAUCUUCGACGCGCUUCUCACUUCAACGGAUGCUGGGCCCGACGGCGAUGGCCGCCAUUACAACUGGCAUCGCCGGUGCGCUGAUGUUGCCCUCGAGCGUGCUGGCGUACAUACAGAUCGGGGUGUUUUUGGUGAUCGUCAUGUCGAUCAGCUGGCUGUACGCGACCUUCUUCCUUAUGAGUCUGUUGCGGGUGGCCGGACCGCAGUACGGAUUCGGGCAGUUCCGCUACCCUAAACUGCGUACGGCUUUGCGUAGUGUCGAUGGUUGCAAGGCGAUCACGCAGCUUGACGCCAGCGGAGCGCGAAUGACGCAUCAUCAUCAUUAUCAUGCAUCGCAUCACCACCAAGGUGUGGUAUCGGAACAGCUGCUGUCCAACUCGAGCUCGGCGGCGGGCGAUCUGGUCGGUUCCGAGUCGCACGAGCUUGACUCGCUGACGUCGAACUCGAUCAUCAAACCGGUCAACCUGGACAUUGCCCGGCCGAUCAAUUUCGAUCGAGCGUUCAAGAAGAAAUACUCACUGCCUCACGAGCAGAGCCCUUCCACGGCCAGCGCCAUUACGAUGGUGCUGCCGGAUGAUGUAGAUAUUAGAAGCGCCCACCAGAGCGGACAUUAAUUAGCUUCGGGAGAAACGGCUACGUUGUGAGACUUACCAAAUAACAAGGGACGAAGGCAGUCGUCCGCAUCCCGUAGUGUUACACACAUUUAUAUGUACUUAGAACGAUGUCAUAGAGUUUGAGUAGGAUUCAUUGCACUAGAGCACGCUCCGACGCUUGACACGGCGAGGUACGAUUGAAACGGAUCUUUCCGCUGUCAUGCAGUCGUUACACGUUUACCGAGGCCAAAUCCUGUUGAGGGAAGCUAUCGUAUUAGAACUUGUUAGAAAAGGCGCAGUUCCAAACUCUAGGCCCCUUUAGCCCGC
This is a messenger RNA of Anopheles nili, 4017 nucleotides long. It is a transcript of the gene disp, whose product is annotated as protein dispatched. The coding region runs from base 1 to 3711 and encodes 1236 amino acids. The transcript is spliced from 9 exons. NCBI's taxonomy places the organism in Eukaryota, Metazoa, Arthropoda, Insecta, Diptera, Culicidae. The record is from RefSeq and is a predicted model, not a curated record.